GCAUGCGCUUUGUUAACAACAACAAAGCAGAGGUAGGCCUCGGCAAACGUUACGUUUGGUAUUACGAACGUUACGGUGGUUUGUUGUCAAGGCCCGUGACGGUAGUUAACAGUUCGAGUGAAAAGCGAAAGCCGGGAAACUUCUUCGAGAAAAGGACCCACUGAGCUAACGCCACCGCCAUUGUACUGCCUCACAUCUCCUCCGCACAAUGAGAGGUUCUUAUGGCGACAGAGACCGAGACAGAGGCCGCGACAGAGACAGAGACCGAGGCAGCCCUCGUUACGGGUCCAGCAGAGGCGGCCCGUCGUCGGGCAGGAAGUUUGGGAACCCCGGGGACCGUCUACGGAAGAAGCGAUGGGACCUGGACGAGCUUCCUAAAUUCGAGAAGAACUUUUACGUCGAACAUUCGGAAGUGCAGCGAUUAAGCGAGUUUGACAUCGAGGAGUACUGCAGGAAAAAAGAAAUCACUGUUCGGGGUUCAGGUUGCCCAAAACCCGUCACGCACUUCCACCAGGCGCAGUUUCCCCAAUAUGUAUUGGAUGUCCUGGUGAAGCAGAAUUUCAAGGAGCCCACAGCCAUUCAGUCACAAGGUUUCCCAUUGGCCCUGAGCGGCAGGGACAUGGUGGGCAUUGCUCAGACGGGCUCCGGGAAGACACUAUCGUACCUCCUGCCUGCCAUUGUGCACAUCAAUCAUCAGCCCUACCUGGAGCGGGGAGACGGGCCCAUUUGCUUGGUCCUGGCGCCCACAAGAGAACUGGCGCAGCAGGUCCAGCAGGUGGCCUGCGAUUAUGGGAAGUGCUCCCGCAUCAAAAGCACUUGUGUGUAUGGGGGUGCUCCCAAGGGACCUCAAAUCAGAGACCUGGAGAGAGGGGUUGAGAUCUGCAUUGCCACACCAGGUCGUCUGAUAGACUUCCUCGAAGCCGGGAAGACCAACCUGCGCCGCUGCACCUACUUGGUUCUGGAUGAAGCUGACCGCAUGCUGGAUAUGGGUUUUGAACCACAGAUCCGUAAGAUUGUGGACCAGAUCAGGCCCGACAGACAGACCCUGAUGUGGAGCGCCACGUGGCCCAAAGAGGUCCGCCAGCUGGCAGAGGACUUCCUGAAAGAUUAUGUCCAAAUCAAUGUCGGAGCUCUGGAACUCAGCGCCAACCACAACAUCCUUCAGAUAGUUGACGUCUGUAUUGAGAGUGAGAAGGAACACAAGUUGAUCCAGCUGAUGGAGGAGAUCAUGGCUGAGAAAGAGAACAAGACCAUCAUCUUCGCGGAGACCAAGAAACGCUGUGACGAUCUCACACGCAGGAUGAGACGAGACGGGUGGCCAGCAAUGUGUAUCCAUGGCGACAAGAGCCAGCCAGAGAGAGACUGGGUGUUAUCAGAAUUCCGUAGCGGCAAAGCUCCCAUCCUCAUUGCAACUGACGUGGCCUCUCGUGGUUUGGAUGUGGAGGAUGUCAAAUUUGUCAUCAACUAUGACUAUCCCAACUCGUCGGAGGACUACAUCCAUCGCAUCGGCCGCACGGCCCGCAGCAACAACAAAAGCACCGCCUACACCUUCUUCACCCCGGGGAACCUGCGGCAGGCCCGCGAGCUGAUUCGGGUGCUGGAGGAGGCCCGACAGGCCAUCAAUCCCAAACUGCUGCAGCUGGUGGACACUGGACGUGCAGGAGGUGGGCGUCCUCGUUUUCGCAGUGGCGGCGACUCGAACAACCCCAACCUGAUGUACCAGAGCGAGUGUGAGAGGCGAAUGCGCCCUGCGGGCGGCGGCAGCGACAAAGAGAUCAGCCGGAACGGCCGCAGAGGAAGCAGCCGGGACGGCGAGCGCUCGUCCUCUUCCUCCUCCUACAGAGAUCGCAGCAGCAGGGACGGCGGGCGCAGCAGCUCAUACGAGCAGUUCCAGAAUACCAGCAGCAGCACCAGCAGUUCUGGGUCGGGGGCCGGUGGGUUGGUGCCGCUCCCGCUCCCGCUCUCUGCGGUGGGGCCACAGCCACUAAUGCAGUUCAACCUUCCCCAGCCCAUGAUGGGCCACGCCCCCUUCCAGUUCGCCCCUCCGCUGCCGCCAGGCACAGAGUAAUGUCGCUUGUGAGUCGGUCCCACGCACACACCCAUCUGACCAUUACAACAUCUACAUUCAAUUUAAAACAAGCCACGACAGAAUGGGGCCUGAUUCCCAGUUUGUUUGAUUGGUCCACUAAAUCAGAGUUAAGUUUCACAGAAGCUAGUUAGGAUUUUGGGGAGAAAUAAAUGUCUUUCAAACUUGCUGUAUUUGUAAUCAGAUUUUCCCUUUAGGUGUAUGAGGUAGGUGUUGUGAAUUAUUGUACAAGAGCGGUUAGUGUUCAAGGUCUUAUCUUGUGUUCAAAAAUCACUGAGUAGAUUUAACAAAACUUGGUGUAAAAGGGAUUUCUUCUUUUUGAUUUUAUUAUUAUACUUAUUUUGGCCUGAUAGAGGCAGCUGUGCAUCAAGCACAUACAUUAGCUUUUUUCCACAUUUGCUUAUUCAGUUAGUCACCAAUGUGGGGUGAGAUUUUCCAUGCAAAAUCAUUUUUACAGUUUAAUAAAGCUCACUGUAUCAA
Gasterosteus aculeatus aculeatus (three-spined stickleback) is the source of this 2566-nucleotide messenger RNA. RefSeq names its product putative ATP-dependent RNA helicase DDX17. Lineage: Eukaryota; Metazoa; Chordata; Actinopteri; Perciformes; Gasterosteidae. Gene Ontology annotation, molecular function: nucleic acid binding; RNA helicase activity; ATP binding. The record is from RefSeq and is a predicted model, not a curated record.